Messenger RNA from Strongylocentrotus purpuratus (purple sea urchin), 3066 nucleotides. RefSeq lists its product as uncharacterized. The transcript is spliced from 4 exons. The record is from RefSeq and is a predicted model, not a curated record. Lineage: Eukaryota; Metazoa; Echinodermata; Echinoidea; Camarodonta; Strongylocentrotidae. The coding region runs from base 170 to 2899 and encodes 909 amino acids.
GAGAUACGCGUGUGUAACCUUUAUGACGUCAAGGGUUAUACGCGCCCCUCUGAUGAAACGUCACUUCCGCCUGGCCAAACGCGGCGUUGAAGGGAAUUUUGCUGUUUUUAACCUAGAUUAACACGAAUUAUAUCGGCUGAGGCAUUAAAAAGUUACAGCCAGCCACACCAUGCCCAGGGGAGGACGUAAGAAGCGGAAGAUGUCAACUCCUCAAAAAGUAUGGAGCAAAGUAAACUCCAGAAGUCCAAGAAAUGAUGCAGAAGAGAAUGCUGAUGCUGAAGAUCUUGAGUGUUACACAGAACUUGAAGUGGAAGACGUUGGAGAUGAAGCUGAUAGAGUUGUAAAAGAAGAAGAUGAUGAUGAUGAAGUUCAUAGAAUAGAUGCAUCCUGGAUCAAACAAGAGCCUGUGGAUGAAGAGCCUGUGGAUGAGGAGCUGUACAUCCACAGUCAAGAAGAACAUAAUGGUGAUGUUCAUGUGAUGAAAAGAAAACGGAAUGAAGAAGGAGAGGAUGAUCCCAACGCAAAAUACUUCAAAACUGAGCCCGGAGAUGAAUAUGUCCCAGUCAAUUUGCAAGAAUUGAUGAGAAAUAUUGUGAAAACAGAGGAGGAAGACGAUGAGUCUGAUGAUUAUUGGGAGGAGGAUGAAAGUGAUGUUGUACGUGAGGAGGAUAGGGUUCAUAUGCGCCCCCCGAUUCCCUUGCAGAAAUGUGCUAAGUGUGCAAUAAUGUUCACUCCCGGUUCCUCCAAGCUACCGUCCGCGCUGCAGAACUUGUGCAAGAAGUGCAAGCCAAAUGUGAGCAUGUCAUGUAAGAUCUGCGGUAAACACUUCGAGCACCACAAGCUGUACAAGCGUCACAUGCGGGAUUGCGGUAACAACCGCUUUGAGUGUUCGGUCUGCAAGAACAGAUUCCCAACAGAACGGAAACUGAACUAUCAUAAGUGCGUGGAGGAGAACUUCAUGCGUAUGCUGCGCUAUAUUUGCCCCAUAUGCUCAGAGGGAUUUGAAAAGGCCAAAUACAGGAACCAUCACAAGAGUCUGCAUGUCACCGUCAAACCCAUCAAAUGCAAGAGCUGUAAACUCCAGUUUACAAACUUGUCUGCAUAUCAGGAGCACAAUGAUACACAUGAUGUGAGUCGUUCAUUUAUCUGCUCGACCUGUUACGUGAGCUUUGAUACUCGAGCAGAGUUUUUUGCUGACCAACGCAAGCAUAAAGCAACGAAUGGAGACAAGCAUGAAAUAGAACGACCCCCAGAUUUUGCAUACGUGUGUAGAAAAUGCAAGCACUGGUAUGGCGAUUUGACUUCCUUUAGAUCUCACAGUUGCAUUCACCAGAAAGAAUGCUUUAGAGGCGACUUCAGCCAAGCAUCUGUAGUACCUCGUUUGUUGGACUUUAGUGGAGAAGCCAGUGAAAAAAUGAUACAUACCGGUACACGAAUGGAUUUCCGCGUUCUGAAAGAACCACCAAAGCCAUUACAUGUACUCUACCCUGUCAAAGGACCCCUUCUGUUACCCAAACCAAUUCCCCCCGUGGAGGUGACUGUCCCUCCUCCGGUGGAUAAAGAGGGACAGGAUGUUGUGUUAGAUUCUGCUUACACUUGUCAACUCUGUCAGGUGUCUUUCAAAAACUCGCUUGCCUUGGGAUUCCAUUCCUGUCUGGUCCAACACAAUGCCUUUUUGGAUGACGAUGGUGAGGAUGAAGAGGAGGAGAGCGAUGAACCAGGCGACUAUGGGCCUUUCCAAGGUCAAUCAGGAGACGGUGCGAUCCGUAUCAAACUAACGUCUGGUUUGAAGACUCUCAACUUCUCAGACGUGAUGAGUCAAGCCGAGCCCAACCAAGCCACCAACCAAACCAAUCACAUUCCAACCUCGUCUGGGACUAAUGGAAACCAGACCAACUCCAACUUCAAACAAUCCCAUAGGUGCUUGCUAUGCAGUACCGUAGUAAGGCACAACUUUGAACCUAUGCUUGGCAAGGAGUCCGCUAGGUAUUUGUGUCCAAGGUGCAUGAAGAAUGCCGCAAAGGAGAAGAAUUGUGUGUUCAAAUGCAGCAAGUGCGGGCAGACUUUCCCCACAUGGAGUCGGCUACACAUGCACCUACCCUGGCACAAGGAGAAAACAGGUGAAGAAGGUGUCUUCAAGGAACCACAUCUCGCUUGCAAGUACCUACCACCAAGACAAGAGGAGGCAAGCAUCCCAUCUUCAUCCAAACAUUCCCCAAGUGUCUCAGAGGUUGUCUCUGAACCUGGUUCAGUGAGGACAGAACACACUGUGGCUGCACGUCGACAGCCACAGGAGUCUGUGCCUGCUAAUGUAACCAAUUCGGAUAUCACGUUGCUGUCUGCAUUACUGAAAGAACCGGUGAACCCUCUUCGGAGCCAGAACAAGACUACCUCUAAUGAUACAGAAGCUGCACAUCAAGAGGUCAAAAGUCGGUUGAGAAAGAAGUUAGCUGAUAAAAGUAUACAUGUUAGAAUAGCACCAAAAUUACCAACUGCCAAUUCACUUGUUGGGAACCAGCUUGUUAUCAAUGCACCUCUUAUUUCUCCCAAAAACCUUGGUGGUGGUACAGUCUCCAAUCAAGAUGAUUCAUUGUUUUCACAAAUCACCCGAGGGAUGUUUCCCCCAGUUGUUGACAGUACAUCUAAAGAUCUGGCCAAGAAUGAGAAGGAACCGUCGGCAGACCCUGAGAACAGCCUAAACGUCCAAGAAUACAGGCACCAAGGCAUGCGUGUGAAAAUAACCAAAGAUGGUCCCCGAAAGACUGUUCAACUCUUGCCUGAUGAGCCUCAAGUACAUGUACAACCUAAGACAGCGACAGGAGCCCUCUUGUCACCGGGUCAAUCAGCUGUGUCCACAUCUAUCCCAGUGGGACCAUUGCAUGUGUCACUGCACCUUUAGCAACUGGUAACACCACAGUGCCUUUGGCUUUUGGAGGGAACAGUCUCAAGAAAACCAAUCUUGAUGGCAGUUCAUCAUCAUUGACAAGCCUUAGUACUGUGUAUCCCAAGCCUCCAGUCAUUUCAUCUGUCAAGCAGAUAGAACAUUCCUCUCUUAAUUUAAAUAUC